Marmota monax (woodchuck) is the source of this 2472-nucleotide messenger RNA. RefSeq names its product 1-aminocyclopropane-1-carboxylate synthase-like protein 1. Bases 799 to 2253 code for a protein of 484 amino acids. Gene Ontology annotation, molecular function: transaminase activity; pyridoxal phosphate binding. NCBI's taxonomy places the organism in Eukaryota, Metazoa, Chordata, Mammalia, Rodentia, Sciuridae. Gene Ontology annotation, biological process: biosynthetic process; amino acid metabolic process. The record is from RefSeq and is a predicted model, not a curated record. The transcript is spliced from 15 exons.
GCCAGGAUUUGGUCUAAGAUCUUGAUCACCUGACAUCCUCACUGGUGUCCAGUGAGGUGGCUGCUGGUACACCCACUGUGCAGAUGAAACUGGCUCAGAGAAGUGGAGGCGCUCACCUCUGCUGGCAGGAGGACCCUUUCCUGGUGCCCCUUCCUGCUUCCAGCAUGAAGACCUGGACCUGGGCUCUCUGCACUUGUUGGAGACUCCUACCCCUCCUUCCCCUCAGUUCCCAUCACCAUCUGCUCCACACACCGAGUAAUCCCAUCCUACCCUUUCCACCACAGGACAUCUAGGACUCCCUGGCAGUGAUGUGUGUGGAGAAUUUUAACCAGGAUGAUGAUGAUGAUGAUGAUGAUGAUGAUGAUGAUUUUGUGAGGAGGGAUUGAACUCAGGGGCUUGUAACCGCUGAGUCACAUCCCCAGCUCUUUUCAUUUUUUACUUUGGGACAGGGUCUCAUUCAGUUCUGAGGGCCUCACUAAGAUGCUGAGGCUGAUUUUGAACCUGUGAUCCUCCUGCCUCAGCUUCCUGGGCCACUGGGAUGACAGGACUGUGCCACUGCACCCAGCUUAACCUACAAUUUUGAAAUUGAGAUAAGCAAGGAUGGGAAAAGAUCACUGGCGACCCCUUAGGCUGGUCAAGGAAAAACAUAUGCAGAAAUGAAAUGAGCCAAAGCGGCAAUCUAUUGAAAUGACUCAGAUGUAGCCAGCACAGGCCCUGGCUCACUACGUGUCCUUAAGAGAUUUUGCUCCUUGAAGUGGUGGCACCUAUGGUUGCAGCUAGUUAGGGACACAGGAAGUGAUGUUCCCCCUUCCUCAGAAGGAAUGCAGGGAGCCUGCCACCUGUCUGGGCUCGGCCUCCCCACAGGACAUGGGCCGAUACUGUCGGGGUGACGUGGAAGGAGAAUGCUCCAGAAGAGCAGAGCUGAAGCGGCCGGAGCUCUGUGGAGUUGGUGAUCCCAUCGCCAUGUUCUCCUCUGCCAGCUCCUGCCUGUCCUCCAGAGGCCGGGUCAUCAAAUGGUUCUGGGACUCGGCUGAGGAGGGCUACAGGACCUACCACAGGGAUGAGUAUGAUGAGGACAAGAACCCCAAUGGCGUCAUUAACUUGGGCACCAGUGAGAACAAACUCUGCUUUGACCUGCUGUCCAGGCGGCUGACUCAGAGUGACAUGCUGCGGGUGGAGCCGCCCCUGCUGCAGUACCCUGACUGGAGGGGGCACCUGUUCCUCCGGGAGGAAGUGGCUAAGUUCCUGUCUUACUACUGCAAGAGCCCAGCACCCCUCAAAGCAGAGAAUGUGGUUGUUCUGAAUGGCUGUGCCUCUAUCUUCUCUGCUCUGGCCACGGUGCUGUGCGAGGUGGGGGAGGCUUUCCUGAUCCCCACCCCUUACUACGGAGCCAUCACACAGCAUAUCUACCUCUAUGGCAACGUCCGACUGGCCUAUGUCUAUCUGGACAGUGAGGUCACUGGGCAGGACACACGCCCCUUCCAGCUCACGGUGGAGAAGCUGGAGACGGCCCUGCAAGGAGCUGAAUCUGAGGGUGUCAAGGUCAAGGGCCUCAUCCUCAUCAACCCCCAGAAUCCUCUGGGGGACAUCUACUCCCCGGGAGAGCUGCAGGAGUUCCUGGGAUUUGCCAAGAGGCACUCGCUGCACGUGAUCCUGGAUGAAAUCUACAUGCUGUCAGUGUUCCAGGAGUCUCUGGAGUUCCGCAGUGUCCUGAGCCUGGAAAGGCUGCCCGACCCCCAGAGGACCCACGUACUGUGGGGCAUGAGCAAGGACUUCGGGAUGUCCGGGCUCCGCUUUGGCACGCUGUAUACAGAAAACCAGGAUGUGGCCACCGCUGUGGCUUCCCUCUGUCGCUAUCACGGCCUCAGUGGCCUGGUCCAGUACCAGGUGUCAAAGCUGCUCCAGGACCGUGACUGGAUCAACCGCGUGUACCUGCCUGAAAACCUUGCCCGGCUCAAGGCUGCCCACACCUACGUCUCGGAGGAGCUCAGGGCCCUAGGGGUCCCCUUCCUGAAUCGUGGGGCAGGCUUCUUCAUCUGGGUUGACCUGAGGAAGUACCUGCGCAAGGCCACCUUUGAGGAGGAGACGCUGCUGUGGCGCCGUUUUCUGGACAAUAAGGUGCUGCUGUCCUUCGGCAAGGCCUUUGAGUGUAAGGAGCCCGGCUGGUUCCGCGUGGUCUUCUCAGACAGGCCCCAGCGGCUUCGCCUGGGGAUGCAGAGGGUCCGGCAGGUGCUUGAGAGCAACCCCAAGUGACAGAGGAAGCCCCUCCCUCCCAGGGCAGAUGAGCUGCUCAGUGUCUGGUCAGCAGCCACUGCCUCCGACCUGGACGAUCUGGAUCUGGGGCUGCAAGACGGGCUGGACUUGCCCCAAGGACCUCUUUCCUACCCGACUGGGUGGCAGCAGGAGACUCCUUAAGCUGAGCUUCAUCUUGGCCAUUGCUGUCCCCUAUUAAACAACCUGGGACCAGCUAGA